UUCGGGUUUAAAUGAAUUAUUUCACAAUUUGUUAGCUUAUUUAGUUAAAUCAUUUAAUUGAGAAAACCAGAACUGCGAAUAUUUUCAAAAUGUUCAAAAGUGUAUUUCUUGUAUUUCUCUUCACUUGGGGAAAUUCACACGUUUCUGCUGAUUGCAGCAGAUUCGUUCCUACUCCGAUCUGGAAUUUUCAAGAUCUCAUGGGUUCAUGGCAAGUAAGCGGCCUUGUCGACUACCAUCUACCCUCUGCGGACUUACGAUAUGUCGAAAUGGGUUCCUCUUGGACUUUGGCUAACGCCGAUGACACCUUCGAAAUGUGGACCUAUGGGUCAAUGAUUGAUAGUGAGGGGAGCGAAUUGAUGUUUGAUGACUGGAGAAUUGCGAAAGUUCUGGACACCAACCGACCUGGGUAUCUCGUCCAUUUCAGGGACACUGUUUUGUUCAGCAAUGCUACCAUCCUGUAUUUCGACAAUAAUUUUAUACUGUGGGUUGCAUGCUCCAUACACAAUGACACGCUGGAAGAAACCAGUAUGGCAUACAUGGGGUCACGGUCUGGAAACAUUCCAGAUUUUUAUAAAGAACAGUUUAAAUCCAUCCUUGCAGUUGAUUAUGGAAUGGACGUUGACAACAAGUAUAUUAACAUCCCGCAGGAAUCUCAUGCGACAACUUAUAAAGCUUGAAUGCAAAUCACAUUGCGUAUUAAUACAAAUUCAUCAGCACAGUUUGGUAUUUCCAAAAUUAAUAAAUCCGAUGUAGAUUUUACGUCAGAAAAAAUGAAUCAGUUACGUAAAAAUAAAUGAGUUAUAAUUAUUAGCACGAA
This is a messenger RNA of Folsomia candida, 817 nucleotides long. RefSeq lists its product as uncharacterized. The coding region runs from base 90 to 677 and encodes 195 amino acids. The transcript has 3 exons. Lineage: Eukaryota; Metazoa; Arthropoda; Collembola; Entomobryomorpha; Isotomidae. The record is from RefSeq and is a predicted model, not a curated record.